Messenger RNA from Schistosoma margrebowiei, 5224 nucleotides. Lineage: Eukaryota; Metazoa; Platyhelminthes; Trematoda; Strigeidida; Schistosomatidae. The record is from the annotation of a GenBank genome assembly.
CUCGUUUGGUUUCAUUAGCUUUCGUAAACAUGGAUUAGUUGUCUUAAUGCAAUAUCUUUAACGAACUUCGUAAGUCUUGUAAGAUAAUAAACAUUCACAGAGUUUUUAAGGGCUAUGUAAAAUAUCCACACACUUCAGGAUCUUUUGAUGGUGGAAGCACCAGUACAACAUCCUUGUAUUUUCAUGUCGUGUAACCACUUUUAAGGCUUUCCCGAAAACCUUAGUGAUAUUCCGUAUACAAAGUGAUGACGGAAAUACUCUUAAGCAUCAUGGAGUACUCCAGCUGGUGUUUAAAGUGGUUCGAAAGGCCUGGUAUCACUCUGAAACCAAAUCCCGUUCGUCAUUACAUUACUACCCCGAACUCCCGAACCAACAAAAUUCUCUUUUGAUUUUAAACUUUUUGGCAACCUAUGUGGCCCUGAUGGACUGACUGAGACUAAAAUUUCAUAAAAAUAUAAGAACCCUGAUUUUCCCUUCACAUAAGCAUGCUCAUAUCCGUGCAAUAUUUUUACCACCAAAACUUAUUUAAGGUUAGUAGGACCUAUUGGCUGCGUAAAAGCCCACAGACAUCAACUGCUGUUGUAAAUCUCCGAACUUAACGGCAAAUGUUGACAUUAAAGGUUAAGUUAUUCUUGUAUAGUUACGGGAUUCGUAAAGUGUUGUUAUCAGCAACAAUUAAAAGGUACGCAAGUUUGGUGGUGCAAUUUAAAGAAUCUUUGCUGAAUCAAAUCGUCUCUGAAAGCGACUUGCUAGUGGUCUGUUAUCAAAACAAAUAGUUGGAAGAAAUAAACAACAGCGAAGAGUGACUCUACCGACCUUCAAUGGUUUUCAUAAUCUUUAAUCCCUGUUAUAUGUAUUCCUGAUGCUUCCGUGGUUUUAUCAUGAUUGCCAUACAUUUGUUCAUAAAAUCCAUUCUUCACAGACCAUGUCUGGUGACUGUUCCGUUUCCUGUCAAUGUGACGAUCCCAUGAAUACCCACCAAGCUGAUGGGGAUGAUUUGAAGACGAUGGAAACGGAAACAAUAGUUGAAGAAUUUGUCAGAUUAAAGCUAAAACAAAGUGCAGGAAUUGUUCAACGCCGGCGAACUUCAACUGAUAUGGAGACACAAGCUCUAAUUGGUCGUCUUAUAGAAAUAUCAAAUGAGUUAGAAGCUCAAUAUGGCGAACGGUUGAAUCAAGAUGCUGAAAUGUGGAUCAAGUCAGCCACCUAUGAAAAGUUUUUACAGAUUGCAAAAGGGGUUUUUUCGGAUGGGAUUAUUAACUGGUCACGAAUUGUGGUGUUGUUCAUGUUCGCUGUCAAAGUGGUAGUCAAUGCAAUUUCAAAAGGAUUUAGUGGUCUUGCUGGUGAUGUCAUAAAAUUUGUUGUUAAAUUUGUUUUUAUUCAUGGUAUAUACAAAUGGGUCGAGAGUCAUGGUGGUUGGGUAAGUUAGCAGUUUUUAUUGAUUGGACUAUUUUUAUUAGUCGAUAACCGAACCUGAAAAAUAAUACUUGUUCUUUUCCAUCUUCAAUUAUUCCAGUUUUUCAUAGCGAUUAAUAUCUGUUGGAGAACAAGGUAGAUAACUUGUACUAGAUUUGUACAUUUGUUCAGUGUAUAUAGUUAGAGUUGUUCGUUGACAGUUAAGUAUAAAGUAUUCCAAAAUUCAAAUCAUAAAUUUAUUAUUAUUUAAACACAUUGGUACAACGAGGCACCAAAUAGAUAUGCGCCAGAUAAAUCAUUCGAUUUGUGUGAUUGCUGGAAUAUUGCUCGGGUGCCCAAACCGAAGCAGGUGGUUUUCUGAAGGGACCACACCUGGAGCCUUCGACCUGUAGGUCUGAUCCACAAGGUAUUGGAGCAUCGUAAGGAGAUGUAGUCCCAUGGUAGCCGGUGACCAACGAUUGGUUCAUAUGGGAUUUGUUCCCUUAGGGUACUGGAGCCCAUGUGCAUCAUUGGUUUGGAAUCAGGGUUUUGCAACUCCCCUAGAUGGACUCUCCGUGUCCAUCGGCCCGGUUAAAGCGCCAGACAUUCGCUUUUCGUCCUCUCAAUUUCUUAAAGAAACGCCCUCGCAGUGGUUGUAUGCACGUGGUCAUGUGAGAACGUUUCGAGAGGGAGAGCGGACUCUCCCCACUCUCGGUCGUACCAGGGUACUUAUAUACAACAGACAAAAACUCUACCCUGAAAAUUGGCUGUGUGAAAAUCAAAGCAACUAACUUUGAAAAGACGUUCAUAAUAUUUUCACGAAUUUUAGCUCUUUAGAAUGUUGUUAUUACUUUUCCUGACAGAAUUGUAGCUGGUACACUCAUGUAAAUAAAAAUUCACAUGUGUUUAAGGUUAGAACCAUAUUGUUAUAUAUGUUGUAUCCAAGUUCUAACUACUGAUCGUAGUCCACUAAUCCAGGAAUACAAUAUUAUGUUUUGGCGUAAUGUCAUAUUAGCGAGAUUCAGUUUGUGUUCGUGAUGAUGUACUGAAUUUAAGUUUCAUACUGAUUGACUGGUAAUAGGAGAAAAUCAAUUAGCUUGUUAGCGGCUUAUUUACCCAUCCGAACUACAAAACAAUCACAUUCUAUUUGAUAUCAUACUUCAAGCUGAUUCUAUAAGUCUCAGAAUCCAUUCCCUAAUUUUAAGAAAACACUCUCAAUUUUCCCCAACACAUUUUCUAAUAACUGAUUUUUAAUCAUUGUACUACUUGCCAUAUAUAUAUAUAUAUAUAUUGAGCAGGAUUAUUCACGAAGUAUGAGAAUGUUCAACUCAACAUUGAAAUUUUUCGUAUUUCAAUGAAAUGUAACAAUGGUUUCAAUGUAUUAAUUAGUUUCCAAUCUUCAUUUGCUCAAAACAACGAAUGGUCUAUAGUAACAAGUAGAAUGUUAAUCCACCAGCUGACUUUAAAAUCCCUUGAGUAAAGGCAGUGUGUCAGCUUUGUAAAGUGGAUUAAACUGAAUCGUUUUUUGACUCGCUUAAGAAAUAAUUCUCCCACAUAAUUUUGUUUAGAACUAUCAGUCUACUUAUAUUUUACUAGUAGUGUGAAAAUACUAGGCUUAAGCUUGGCAAAACAGGCUAUUACUACCUUCUGAGCUGGAUUCUCGAGGAUUUUUGAUCUGACCGUAUGUUGCUAUAAUGUACCACUCUACAUUUUUCUUACUUCUGCUACUCCAUUCAGUCGUUGAAUAUAUAGACAAAAACAUAACUAGUUUUGUUAUUAUAACGUAUAUUAAAUGUAGUGUUUAGAUUUUACCGUUUUGAUGUACAUUUGUCCUUUAAGAAUUUCUAAAAUUAGUUGUAGUCUAAGGUACUUGUUUGCAACACCGACGCCAGCACAACAAGCGAGACUUUUCUAUCCGCAUCUUCCCUGCUAGUGAGAGACUCAAUUUUAUAUAAAAGUUUUCUUGGUAGAGACCCUAGAAAAAUUGAUUUUUAUGUAAUAACAUUAAAUGCUUAUAUACAAAAUAUUGAUGUAAAAUUAACAUUAUAAAAUGUCAUGGACAACUAGAGAAAAUUAGUUUAUAGGUCGCUCACUCUCUAAUAAAUUGAGGCCUAAACGUUGACCAGCAUAUCAUAACAAUUAAUCAAACAAUUCAUUUAUCUAUGACGGGUUUACUUUAUUGAUUACCACUCAAGUUUCGUCUAUUUAAAGAUUAGAAAUACAGUCGUGAGAUUGUUAAUUAUCGUUUAAAUUCUCAAUUAUAUCCAAUUUCUCUGAAGUUAUGUAAAUGUGUACUUAGCGUUGAUAAAAAGAUUCGUUUACCAAAAUAGUUCACUCACUAACCAAAAAACCAACUUCCUGUACAGAACAAUUGAAGAGGAUUAUUUAUUUCAUAGCUCAUCAACCUCAUAUUUCUUACGUAUUAAUUGUUGACAAGUCGUACUCAGUUUGUUACAUUAUGGAGAAAUCUUUUACAUAUCAACAAAUAUUGAUUUUAUUCUUUUUUAUCCAUUCACAUUCAUAAUAGUUUCAUACUCUGUUUAUCAAAAAAGUAGUACCUGAAACAAGUUAUGUGAUAGAACCAGGUAAUCAUUUUCUUUUAAAAUUAUCUGAUUUAAAAGUUAUUUCAUCCUACGUUUUUAUUAUUAAAUAUAUUUUAGGUGGCUGUUUUACGCGAGUAUACCCCACAUUCUAAUUCAAGUGGUCUAUUUGUAUUCGGCCUCACUCUGUUAAUUGUUUGCUUAUUGUUAACAAGAAAGAUUUAAUUAAUUGUUUGUUAUUAUUAUUAUUAUUGUUAUCUAUUUAUCUCUAGUUAUAUAUCGUUUGUUAAAAUUUCACAUGAAAUGGGAACCACACAUAUAUAAAUUCACUUGGAGCGCUUUCAAGAUUAAUAUUGCUUUAUAUCGAUAUAAUGUGUUGGUAUAUCACCAACUACAACCAUUUUUAAGCAAAUAAUAAGAAUGUCUAUGAAGUACUGUUAUUUCAUAUACUCGUUUAUUCCUUUUGUAUUUCCAUAGUCAGGAAAAUUAUUUAAAAUGGAGACAGUCCCCGAAUAAAGAUAAGAGUAUUCUCGCUCCUAGAUACCAUGUGACUAAUGGUGGUAAUUGUAGGUGAACAUAUUUUUUUCUAUAUCCUCUUUCUCUUUUUCUGUACAGUAACCUCGUAUUAAAUGUGCAUUUGAUGAUUAAGUCAGUGAGUGAUUAAAAAACUAGGUGUUCUUUGUUAAUCUAUCAGCUGCUUUCUUCUCACUUUGUUAUACAGAAAGGACAUUGAUGAAGCAUAUCAUGUUUUGAAAUGCAGAUGAAUCUUCCCCAUGUCGACUUCUAUCUAUCUCAUAAUUUGUAAUUCCUGGUUUUUGUUGUUCUUAUAUAUCACUCAAAUAUAUAUAUACUUGUAAAAGAAUAAACAGAUGAUAUUUUCAAAAAAGAUCCUCAACUUUAAGUGCCUUGUUUGCAUACUGUUAGUAACCAGGUAUUUUGUUUAUUGUUACUUGAUAAUAUUGCACGGUAUAUUUAGUCUCUGUUACGUCUUAAUGUUUUACUCUCUGUACGUGUUUCUGUGUGUUCGUUUUUCAUUAUUUAAUCCUUUUUAAUCAGGUCAUCAGUGCUCUGUAUCGCCUGUGCACUUCAACUCUACUUCGUCCCAUCGAUUUUGUUCUGACUGACAAAUUCUCGCUUUGCUGUCUUAACAAAUCGUAACAAAAUAAAUUUUUUCUUUUGUUUAUUAUUUAUUAAACUUUAAAUCAUAUAUGUAGCAUUUUUUCCUUUUUCUUUCUAUUAUGUGUAAAUUUUAAUUAUAUUUUGUCACUGAUUAAUAUCAAAAUUGAGGU